This is a messenger RNA of Racocetra persica, 378 nucleotides long. The record is from the annotation of a GenBank genome assembly. Lineage: Eukaryota; Fungi; Glomeromycota; Glomeromycetes; Diversisporales; Gigasporaceae.
GUUUUGAACUUAACGAAAUUCGUCUCCCAAUCACAGAAGAGGAUGGACAAGAAUUUCGUGAGAUAAUAGCAGAUCAGGAGGGAAAUAGCAGAUAUUACCCUUCAAUUCCUAAGUCUAUUGAGAUGAGUGGGUCCCUCUGGGACCAUGUACAAGAAAAGCAAAAAAAGAAAAAGAAACUAUCAAAACCCAAACCCGGUCAAAGUUCUGACUUACCUGAGAUUUUAACUAAAGGUUCCUGCCAAAAUUCUUCACUAGAUGUCUUAUAUGAUCUAAUUGCCUUAAUUAGAAAAGAUCGUAUCGAAGCAGAAGAAGCUAUACAUAAAUCAGAAAAGUACCUAGCUAACGACUUACCUUUUGGCCCAUUAUAUUUAUCAAAAA